Mugil cephalus (flathead mullet) is the source of this 1996-nucleotide messenger RNA. RefSeq names its product chromosome 16 C10orf88 homolog (gene c16h10orf88). The coding region runs from base 156 to 1337 and encodes 393 amino acids. Lineage: Eukaryota; Metazoa; Chordata; Actinopteri; Mugiliformes; Mugilidae. The record is from RefSeq and is a predicted model, not a curated record. The transcript has 8 exons.
AGUCGCAGUUUUAUGACGUCACACCACAACAGGAGCUCCGUCGCGGCUCCGACAGAGAAUCUGGAGAUUAAACGGUUCAACUGUCGAUUGUCAAACACGAGGACACACAACGUGAAGGUAACGGUGGACUCUCCUGUCUCCUAGGUAACGGCAUCAUGGUGGAGGUGGGGAGUGGACCAGGGUGGGUGUGUGAUGGGGGACAACUGAGUGACAUCCUGCAUCCUGUCCAGGACAGAGUGGACGUCAGUGAGCUCGAGGAGACCAGCACAGAUCCGGUUCUACUGAGACAGGUGGACCAGACGUGUCCCUGCGUCCUGACACUGCGCUGUCCCCCCCACUCCUCCAUCAGCCGCCUGGUCCUCCUCAGCCAGGCCCCCACCAUGGAGGUCUACGACCACACGGGCCAGUACUGUGGGACGGUGAGGGGGGACAGGACGGGGGACAGGACGGGGGACCACGGAGACCACACACACAGUCCAGAGGGACGUCCUUUCUAUGAGAAGCAGCUGGUCCUGAGACAUCCGUCCUCGUCCUGUGAGGUGAAGCUGCUGUCUCUCGCCGGUAGGACCAGGGUGUUGCUGAGUCGAGUUGUUGUCGGUGUCCAGUCCUGUCCCGUGUCUCAGGGUCCCGGCAUUGACAUGGGACAGGUCCAGAGUCUGGUGGAAGACAUGGGGACCAGUCUGUCCCCGGGGGCCCAGAACCUGAUGGACAUGGUCCAGUUCCAGCAGAAGAACCAGACGUCCUCUCUGGAAGGUUUCCUGCCUCUGCUGAUGGGAGCUGGAGCUGCACUGAGCAGAGGACGGUCGUCUUGUCCUCAUCCUCCAGCUGAUCGUCCUCCAGCUGAUCGUCCUCCAGCUGAUUGUCCUCCAGUCUCCAUGUCUCCAGAGGAGGACACGUCCUCGUCCCCUGCCGUCCCCAGUGAGGACAUCACAUCUCAGCACGGUGGCCCCAUAAGCUCCGCCCACCUGUCCGGCAUGAUGUCACAACUCCUGAGCUCCACCCACCAGGCGCAGCUACUGCCCAUGCUCCAGAGCGUCUGUGGUCAGGUGACCCAGCUGAGACUGGACGAGGCCCAGAAGAAGGACAACGAGUCCUGGGAUCUGGUCUGGAUGGAGCGGCGUCUGGAGGAGAUGGAGCGGAGGCUGAAGGAGCACAUGGACCGACGCCUGGACGCCCUGGAGCACAAGCUGGAGCAGGUCCUGCUGAGGUCCCUGAACCACGGGGUGGACCACGGAGCAGGAGCAGGAGGAGGAGGAGGAGGAGGAGGAGCAGGAGCAGGAGGAGGAGGAGGAGCAGGAGGAGCAGGAGGAGCCUCUGAAGAACCACAGACAGACUAACUGUCAACCUCAGAGACAUGAAGACCAGACUGGUUCUGAUCCCAGAGAAGAACAGAAACAUGUAACAGACCUGCAGUGACUGAUUAACUGAUUAAUGACCCACAUCUGGUCCUGGUCCUGGUCCUGGUCCUGGUCCUGAUCCUGGUCCAGACUCUGUGGACUGUAACUGUCACUAAUGACUGAUGAUCAGUAAUUUCAUUGAUUAACUAACGUCCUCAGAGAUCUGGUACCAGACCAAUAACCAGCAAACUGUCUCACGCUGGUCCUUGUGCUGGUCCAGCCUCUGAUCCAGGUGCUGGUCCAGGUGCUGGUCCAGAGUCUAGUCCAGAUUCUGGUCCAGGUGCUGGUCCAGAGUCUGAUCCAGAGUCUGGUCCAGGUUCUGGUCCAGGUGCUGGUCCACACUCUGUGGACUGUAACUGCUGCUAACUGUAACUGGUCUGUCCUUAUGAAACUUUUAAUAAACUUGUUAAAGUUCUGGUCCCUGUUCCCCCGGUUACCGGGGACAGUGUCUCUGGUAACCGUGGCGACCAGUGGCGGUUCAGUUCAGGUUCUGUUCAGAGACUGAUCCAUGAACUGGAUGCUCAGAGGUGACGGACGUGUCCAGUUUAUUAGGUACACUAGUGUUCAAACUAAAAUAAAAAUAAAAAUGUGAAAUGUGA